AGCGCAAUUUGUCAGAGUACGAAUGGUGUCUGCCUCCCUCGCUCCUUGUACGCAUGUCUGUUCAUUUUUGGGCACAGGAGGCACAAGGACUUGGCUGCAUGAAAGCUUCGCGCGUCGCUCCGCUCCCUUCAUCAUGUUGUUAUUAUAGUUUAGAGCUCGCUUGCGUCUUUUGUUUUUCCUGCUGGAGCCGUUGAGUUGAAUGGUACCGGGAGGAGGACUCGGUUCCUCUGCUUUGCCAGAGUAAAAUAAAGCCCCAGCAGAAAAAAAGACAGGCAACAUUGGUGUUAUUUUCUGCACUGGUUUCUACGAUAAGGUCUUUUGAACUGUCGGACUGCAGGAAUACAACACAUUUAAGCUGUUGUUUCCUCGAUGCACGGCCACUAGAGAAGAAACAAGAAGAAAAACGGUGGAAAGCGCAUUACAAGUCGGAUCAUCACCACAGACCCAAGAGAGAGUCCUCGACUUACAGGGUCUCACCCUACAACCCGAGGGACGAUGUCAUCUACGAAAUUCAAGAAGGAUAAGGAGAUCAUAGCGGACUAUGAGACCCAAGUGAAAGAGAUCCGUAACCAGCUGGUGGAGCAGUUCAAAUGCUUGGAGCAGCAGUCUGAGUCUCGUAUCCAGCUGCUGCAGGACCUGCAGGAGUUCUUCCGCCGCAAAUCAGAGGUUGAGCUGGAAUACUCCCGCAGCUUAGAGAAACUGGCCGAGAGGUUCUCCUCCAAGAUCCGCAGCUCCAGGGAACACCAACAGUUCAAGAAAGACCAGCACCUGCUGUCCUCAGUAAACUGCUGGUACCUGGUGCUGAACCAGACGAGACGAGAGAGCCGUGACCAUGCCACCCUCAGCGACAUCUACACCAACAAUGUCAUUGUCCGCUUGGCCCAGAUCAGCGAGGACGUCAUCCGCCUGUUCAAGAAGAGCAAGGACAUUGGGAUCCAGAUGCACGAGGAGCUGGUGAAGGUGACGAAUGAACUCUACACUGUGAUGAAAACAUACCACAUGUACCACACUGAGAGCAUCAGUGCAGAGAGCAAGCUGAAGGAUGCUGAGAAGCAGGAGGAGAAGCAGUUCAGCAAGUCUGGAGAUCUCAGCGUUAACCUCCAGCGCCACGAGGACCGCCAACCAAGACGCAGCUUCGUCAGGAAAAUUGAGAAGAUGAAAGAGAAGAGGCAAGCCAAGUACUCAGAGAAUAAGCUGAAAUGCACAAAAGCCCGGAAUGACUAUUUGUUGAACCUGGCAGCAACAAAUGCAGUUGUGGCAAAAUAUUACAUCCAUGACGUCUCUGAUAUGAUUGAUUGCUGUGACCUGGGCUACCAUGCUAGCUUGGCACGCACCUUCAGGACCUACUUAUCUGCCGAGUACAACUUGGAGACAUCACGCCACGAGGGACUGGAUAUCAUAGAGAAUGCAGUGGACAACCUGGAUUCCCGCAGUGACAAGCACAAGAUCAUGGAUAUGCAUAACCAGGUGUUCUGCCCUCCAAUGCGCUUUGAGUACCUGCCACACAUGGGAGAUGAGGUGUGCCAGGUGAGCGCCCAGCAGCCUGUCCAGACUGAACUCCUGAUGCGCUACCACCAACUGCAGUCUCGCUUAGCUACGCUAAAGAUUGAGAAUGAGGAGGUGAGAAAGACCUUGGAUGCCACCAUGCAAACGCUGCAGGACAUGCUGACUGUAGAGGACUUUGACGUGUCGGAUGCCUUCCAGCACAGCCGCUCCACAGAAUCCAUUAAGUCUGUGGCCUCCGAGUCCUACAUGAGCAAGCUGAAUGUAGCCAAGAGGAGGUCAAACCAACAGGAGACUGAAAUGUUCUACUUUUCAAAAUUCAAAGAGUACCUGAAUGGCAGUAACCUCAUCAUUAAGCUGCAGGCCAAGCAUGACUUACUGAAGCAGACACUUGGUGAAGGGGAAAGGGCUGAGUGUGGAACUACAAGGCCCCCCACCCUUCCCCCUAAACCACAGAAAAUGCGGAAGCCUAGGCCACGCUCCAUGUAUAACCAUAAGCUGUUUAAUGGCAAUAUGGAGACCUUCAUCAAGGAUUCAGGUCAACCAAUUCCACUUGUUGUGGAAAGCUGUAUCAGAUACAUCAAUCUAUACGGCUUGCAGCAGCAGGGCAUAUUUCGCGUGCCAGGAUCACAGGUGGAAGUCAAUGAUAUUAAAAACUCAUUUGAGAGAGGUGAAGAUCCCUUGAUUGAUGACCAGAAUGAGCAUGAUAUCAACUCAGUGGCAGGGGUGCUGAAGCUGUACUUCAGAGGACUGGAGAACCCCCUCUUCCCAAAGGAGCGCUUCCUGGACUUCAUCUCCACCAUCAAGCUGGAGUCGGGAGCCGAGAGAGCACAUCACAUCCAGCAGAUUGUUGUGACUCUUUCUCGCACCGUCAUAAUCGUCAUGAGAUACCUUUUUGCUUUUCUCAAUCAUCUCUCCCAGUACAGUGACGAGAACAUGAUGGAUUCAUACAAUCUGGCAAUCUGCUUUGGUCCAACCCUGAUGCCCAUCCCAGAUGAACAGGAUCCUGUAGCGUGCCAGGCACAUGUUAACGAAGUCAUCAAGACCAUCAUCAUCCACAAUGAACUCAUCUUUCCCAGUCAACGUGAGCUGGACGGCCCAGUGUACGAAAAGUGCAUGACUGGAGGGGAGGAGUACUGUGACAGCCCCCACAGUGAACCAGGAACUAUUGACGAGGCUGACAAUGGAACUGAACCACACACAAGUGAUGAAGAGGUUGAGCAGAUCGAGGCCAUCGCUAAGUUUGACUAUGUGGGACGGAGUCCCAGGGAGCUGUCCUUCAAGAAGGGAGCCUCUCUGCUUCUGUAUCACCGAGCGUCUGAAGACUGGUGGGAGGGCCGGCACAAUGGUGUGGACGGCCUCAUCCCACAUCAGUACAUUGUAGUACAAGACCUGGAUGAUGCCUUCUCAGAUAACCUCAGCCAGAAAGCAGAUAGUGAAGCGAGCAGUGGACCAUUGCUAGAUGAUAAGGGUUCAUCCAAAAAUGAUGUCCCGUCACCAUGUGAACAAUCACCUGAUUACAACUUUGGAGGAGUCAUGGGAAGGGUAAGGUUACGAUCCGAUGGAGCUGCAAUCCCACGUCGUCGGAGUGGCACAGACACCCACAGCCCAACCAGAGUGGCUGACACUCCACCACGGGCUGCAGCCUGUCCCAGCAGCCCCCACAAGGUGUCCAUCAGCAAGGGCCGUAUGGAGAGCCCAGAAAAGAGGCGCCAUGGCACCUUUGGCAGUGCGGGAAGCAUCAACUACCCAGACAGGAAGGCCUAUCCUGAGGGCCACCCUCUGAGACCAGUGCCAGGGGCCACUCGUCACAGCAGCCUCGGGGACCACAAAUCACUGGAGACUGAAGCUCUGGCAGAGGACAUUGAGAAAACUAUGACUACAGCACUCCAUGAGCUACGUGAGCUGGAGCGACAGAACACCGUUAAGCAGGCUCCCGACGUGGUCUUGGACACCCUGGAGCCCAUGAAGAACCCAGUUAGCUCUGAGCCCGGCAGUCCACUGCAUACCAUUAUGAUCCGUGACCCGGAUGCAGCCAUGCGCCGCAGCAGCAGCUCCACCUCUGAGAUGAUGACCACCUUCAAACCCGCUCUCUCUGCCCGGCUGGUUGGGGCUCAGCUGCGCCCCCCACCCAUGAGGCCGGUGCGCCCUCCUCCCACCCAGCACCGCUCGAGCAGCUCCAGCUCUUCAGGGGUUGGCAGCCCUGCUGUAACUCCCACUGAGAAGAUGUUUCCAAGUAACAAUACUGGUUCUAAUAUGAAUACGUCCAGUGAUGCCGGGGAUAAGUCUGGUACCAUGUAGCAAAGGUGGAAUCUGCUAGGUGGGAAGGUUGUAAAGCUUUCCAAGUGAGGGGAAAGCUUAUGGAAAUGGGUACUGAUGUGUGAAGAGCAGAUAUGAAUAUAGUUUUCUGCCUGACUUAAUUCGUAAAUUCAGGAAGCUCCUGAAGUGAGCCUACGGUAUGUUACCAUGGGGAUAAAGCAGUGGAAGAAGCUGUAGAGUUGUCAUAGCGUAAAGCUCAACUCUCUUUGAAACUUGAUUUAACUAGAGAAAAUGUGUAUAAGAAUACAUGUAUUUCAGUUUUACCUCAGUUUCAACUAAAAUCUGUGACCAUGUUCUCGUUUCACAGAUACAAUGAAUGCAAGUGAAGCAAUACUUGUGUGAAAUUUGGUAUUAGUUUCCACCCAGCACACGUUGUCCAGUGGAUGUUUCAGUCACUCCUGCUGAUGUGUAUGAAACACCUCAUCUGGACGGGUGUAAACCUUCAGGCUAAAAUACCAUGUCUGUUUACCAUUUAGGUCACAGGCCUUAUGGCUGUACAUACAAACUUACUUGAAGUCACCAUGCUUUCUGUUUGUACUAUAAUACAGUGGAUGUUCAGCAAAGUAACAGCUUAGUGACAUUAUAUAUGACUGCAUGCAGGGUUUGGAGAAAAUAAGGAAAAUAUUAAAGGCUUGCGUCAUUGAGAAAUUUGUAAUGAUGGGGGCUUUUCUCGUAUGGUCAUUGUAAGCAUAAAAUAUUAGUUUGAAAUUUUCAAUGAUGAAAAAAGAAAUCAGAUGUCCAAAUAUUUGAUCAAGUAGAUGUACCUGAAGUCAUCCUGUUCACUGCUAAAAAUAAAAUCAUCCCGGCAUGAAGAUGAUCUCUGGAGUCUUAGACAUUACUAAUCAGAACUUAACAAAGCCAAAGUCAUCCUCCACCAUCAAGUACAGUUGGACUGUGGGCAGACUUAACGUGACUGUUUCCAUGUUUUUUUUCUAUGUCCUGUAUAUGAAAUGCAGAAAACUAAUGCACCAACUAAUGUAGGAAUCCUGUGGUAAACUUGUACAUAAUAUAUAGCUAGUAAUUUUUUAAGUGUUAAUCAUGUACAGGCUAAUACGAAAAAGGCAAUGGGUUGGUUGUGAAGGGCACUUGUUAAGAUCAUAAACCACCUUUUUAUCAUCUUCAGUAAACUACAAACAUAUUUUUUGGCUGUGUAAAGUAGAGGUCAAGUCAUUUACCUUGUACUUUGUGCUUAGGAUGCAUUUGGAAAUUGCACUGUAGAAAACUGAUUGCUGUUGAACAGACAACAAAGGCUGAAUAAAUGUUUUCUCCAUUAUGUUUUUGACACUCAGUUCACAAAGCUUGAACCAUUGCCUCUUCAAGUAAUUUCAUUAUUGCACAAGAUACAUUGAAAAGUACCCUCUGACAGUUCCUCUUUCAAAUUUAAAAUGUGAGACUCACCCAGAGGAACCUGAGAAGUAUGAUGUGGUGACAUAUAAAUGUUUCAGCUGUUUCCUUCCUUCCUGCCUUUUUCUGAUCCUUGUUGAUAGUUACAGUUAUGCUCUGAGUGUAGACUAUUCAUUUUUUCGUUUUGAAGAAAACUAAAUAGAGCACAUUUCAGUGUUUAUAUCUACUGUACCUCUUGUCAUUCUGACAGCUCUAGUCCAGAGACUUUGUUAUCUGCAUCCCAAAGAGCCUGCUCUAUUCUGCAUGUUGUGUGCUGUAAUGUCUGACUCAUAUUCUGGGGCAGUUAAACAAUGGCUGUAUGUGGUGCCUUGCCUUGGUAAAACGCACAAUUAAUUAAAUAUUGGAUGUUAGUUUUUUUCCUUAAGAAAUGGGCCUUAACAUUUGUGAGGAUUGGAAUGAUGAAUUAAGCUGCUUGUAGCAGUUGCUAAAAUAUAAGUGAAAGAGAGCAAUGCUUGAUUGAGCAAAAAAAACUUAAAUAUUAGCAUAUAAUCCAGGCCUUGAUUCCUGUCAACUCUGCGGUCAUUCUGUACUAUAAACUGAAAAUAUUAGCUUGUUGUCAAUGUAUUGUUUGCUUUUUAGUUGUCAGAGACAGAUUUAUGAAUGUCCACGGUGGGAGGCUUCUGAAGAACAGAGAGCUCCUCCAGCCAGAAAAAGGCAAUACAGCAUUUAAAGUCAUACAGUGCACUCACAUCCUCUGCUGGUUCCGGCUGGUAUUGUGUCUUGAUACUAUCACUUUACGUGGGCAUUAUGAGUAUGAUCUGCAGUUAAUAUUACAAUCACUAAGCUUAUCCAUAUAGUUCUUUUUGUUUGUUCUGGUUACAGUUUUGCACCUGUGGAAAUCUAUGAAGAUAAUGUAACAAAAAAAAGCAUACGUUUAUUGAAAUACAAAGAAAGCACACAAUUUCAAAAGGGGAAAUUAUCAUCAUUAUAUUUAACUAGACUGUUUUUUUUAUAGACACUUGUAUAAGUGGAGCAGAAAAUUUGAGUGCCUUUUGUGCACAACUUCAAUUUUUAUUGGACUUUUAUAUUUACUUUUUUAACUGUAAUAUUUUGUCUAUUAGUUGUCAUGUUUAUUAUAAACUGAUGUUGCUUUUUAAUCUUUACUUUCUUUACUCAGUCGUCAAACCUCCAUAAGGAAUACAUUGUGUAAAAAUAUUCUUCUCAUGAAUAAGAAUCAUCAUGAAAUGCUCGUCUGUGUUUUUGGUGAUUGCUGAAGAAUUAUAAAAACUACUGUAUACACAAUCUACUGGUGAAGUUCAGUAGAAUCAUCUCAGAACAUUUCUUUCAUCUUUUUGUUUUCCGUGUGAACUGCCUGUGCUGUAGUUGAGCCGUAACUCUUGUCAUUUAACUCCUUCCCUUUCAAAGCAAAAUCAUUGCAGUUUUGUUGGAGUCAGUGGGACUGAUAUGGACCCUCUUGCGGAGGUUAUAAGGCACUUGGUGCACUCUCCUUUUCCCUAAAUGUGAUGUGACACAGACAUUUUCUUUCCUGGGAUGUGUGCUGAAAAUGGUAACACUGUCUGCUGAUAUGAGAAGACAUUAAGUUCAUAUUCAAAAAGGACAUCACAGUAAGAGAGCAGACUGAGCGCCUGCCAUGGGGACCAGAGUAUGAGUUGCUGUCACACUGUUUAUCUUCUCUUUAAUUGUUUGUCUAGUGAUGCUGUUUGUUGAUGAGUGUCUGGUUGUUUGAAACCCUGUGAUGUAAUGUACACCAUACCACUGACUGGAUGUUGAAAAUCCUUGCAUCCAAAUAAAACCAUUAUUGCUCUGUGA
Messenger RNA from Siniperca chuatsi (mandarin fish), 6996 nucleotides. It is a transcript of the gene srgap3, whose product is annotated as SLIT-ROBO Rho GTPase activating protein 3. Gene Ontology annotation, biological process: signal transduction; negative regulation of cell migration. The record is from RefSeq and is a predicted model, not a curated record. Gene Ontology annotation, cellular component: cytoplasm. Gene Ontology annotation, molecular function: protein binding. Bases 496 to 3804 code for a protein of 1102 amino acids. Lineage: Eukaryota; Metazoa; Chordata; Actinopteri; Centrarchiformes; Sinipercidae. The transcript is spliced from 22 exons.